CCACCCCUUCUAACAAAUACUGUUCCGUGGGUCAGCUCGGCGUUCUGGGUAGUUUAAAGUUACAACUGUUUGUGUGGCGUUUUAUUUACUGACAUUUAAUUUAUUAAGUAUGAUUUUCAGUGUUACUGGUAGCUGUGUGUCCGUGUUUGAAGUAGACGAAACCUGGAGUUAGCUCGCGUUGGACGUGGGCAGCAAAUCUGUUGCAUGACAAGUGCAGACUCCUGUGGAAAGAACCAACAUGGAGUCUCGCGAAGGAGCCGCGGCGACCAGAGACUGUGUGCUCGACUUUUCACGGCUAAGCUUGAACACUUUAAGCCUCGACGCCGUCAGCGAUGAGCGGAGACGGGACACCAAGCAGUUCUACCUGAACUACAACAGACUGUCGUCCCUGCCGCCGUCGAUCGGCGUUUUCCACAACCUGGAGUUCUUGGACAUCAGUAAUAACGGACUGACGGCCAUCUGCGACGACAUCACGCGCCUCACCAAGCUCAAGACGCUGCUGGCCAAGAACAACCGCCUGGACGAGUUUUCUCUGCCCAAAGACUUCGGCUCUCUGCCGCUGGAGGUGUUGAACUUUAGCGGGAACCGCUUUGAGGAGAUCCCGCUCCAGUGCACCAAACUGUGGCGGCUGCAGUCGCUGUCGAUCGGCGGGAACAGACUGAAGAGCAUCCCGACAGAGAUUGAAAACCUAACCAGUCUGGAGAUGCUGUAUUUGGGCGGGAACCUCAUCACGGCGAUUCCUCCCGAAGUGGCAAACCUGCCGUACCUCAGCUACCUGGUGCUGUGCGACAACCGCAUCCAAAGUGUUCCACCCCAGCUCACCAGGCUCCACCUGCUGCGAUCUCUAAGCCUUCACAACAACCUGCUCACGUACCUGCCGAGGGAGAUCCUCAGCCUGGUGCACCUGCAGGAGCUCAGCCUCAGAGGGAACCCGCUGGUCGUGCGCUUCGUCAAGGAAAUGACCUACAACCCCCCGUCGCUGCUCGAGCUGGCGGGACGCACUGUCAAGAGCCGCAAUAUUCCCUAUUCCCCCUGUGAACUGCCGUCAAACCUGGUGUUCUACCUGGACCUGGCCAGCAAAUGUCCCAACCCAAAGUGUGCAGGUGUGUACUUCGACUCGUGCGUGCGCCACAUCAAAUUCGUCGACUUCUGCGGGAAGUACCGGCUGCCCCUCAUGCACUACCUGUGCUCCCCCGAGUGCCGUUCUCCCUGCAGCUCGAACCCUCAGAGCGACGCCGAGUCGGAGGACGAGAACAGCGUCCCCGCCGACCGCCUCCAAAGGGUCCUUCUGGGAUGAUCCGGAUCCUUUGUUGAGCUUCUGUGCCGCGGGGACUCGCUUCAGAACUUCGCCAACACCUACACCCGUUUUGCGCAAAAAUACUGUUCUCACCUCAAACCUUCAGUUUCUGCAAAGAACAGGUGUGGAAAAACGUUUCUUCUUGAGAAAGGUCGAUGGAACGAUCCCCUGAUCAACCUGUCAGUCUGAUGUUGGCCACUAGAGGGCAGUAGGAGUCCUGAUGGAGGAAGAUUGUUUCCUUUAUUUUCAGGCCAACGCAUUUUACACUUUGACCCUCCAGCUUUUUGUAGCUACGGCAUAUUUUUCUGCUUUUUAGUGUGGAUUUAACAAAGGUUUUCCUCAUUACAAAGAGAAACAAAAUGCUAAUAGACAUUAGUCUAAAACUACAGCACUGUGACGCACAAGACGGGCUUCUUAAAACUUACUGGUGUCUAAUAUGACACUAAAGUGUGGUUUGGUUAUAAUUGGUGUAAUUAAACCCACCAAACUAUGAAAGCAUGUUUCCACGGUGCCUUAGUUGCCUUAGAUUAGUCAGUGAAGUUUUGAGACGUGGUGCGCCUGUGCAGGAAGCGGACCGCACCAUGUUCGCACAGAAACAAUAGGCUUCGAGCCCAGCUGCAGCCUCCAUGCUGUACAGUCCAGGCCGUUACAUUCCUCUGGGCGUAAACAGCGACGAAGGUUGAAGAACGCAUGGCUGCCAGACGUUCAGAAACGAGGGACUGCCUUCCUUCCUGCUCACACCUCUGCUUCGUGUGGAGCAAGCAGGAAAAUGACUCGCAAAAGAAUGAUGUGUAUAUCGGCUAAAAGGAGUGAUUCUCCUGACAUUUCCGAUCAAAAAAAAAAGGAGACCGUACCUCCGUGUUACAACAAUAACACCUCUGUAAUUGUGCCUUCCAAAAUGGUGAACUGUGUAUGUGGAUAUAGUGCAUCCAGACUAAGAAUUAAUCCUUUUUGGGCCUUUUAUUGCGUUUUUGUACUCAUCAGCUGAACCACAGUGAAAAAGAAAGGCACUAACCAUAAAAAAAACAACAAAUAUAUCUUUUAUACAAAUCUCGUUUUUUUUCUUUUUCAAACGUAAACUACAUUUCCUAAUGAACAGAUAAAAUGUUAAAUAUAUGAGCUUUAACCUAUUUGAGAUAUGUAAACUGUACAAUGUGUUAUAACAAUAAUAAAAACUAAUUAUAUAUCUUGA
Molecule: messenger RNA, 2489 nt
Organism: Oryzias latipes (Japanese medaka)
Lineage: Eukaryota; Metazoa; Chordata; Actinopteri; Beloniformes; Adrianichthyidae
Gene: lrrc58b
Product: leucine rich repeat containing 58b
Cellular component (GO): cytoplasm
Molecular function (GO): protein binding
Source: RefSeq, a predicted model, not a curated record